This is a messenger RNA of Ectocarpus sp. CCAP 1310/34, 1544 nucleotides long. The record is from the annotation of a GenBank genome assembly. NCBI's taxonomy places the organism in Eukaryota, Phaeophyceae, Ectocarpales, Ectocarpaceae.
CGACCAACCAGCGAUUAAAGCUACCAGAAGGAGGGCCAAUACAGCAUACUCAGACUAGCAACCCCAGUGCCGGAACGCAGACUCGCGAACUCUUUGAUUUUGCGAGAAGGGAGAGUUUCCUUGUCGUGGAAGAACGGACGCGUGCGGGACAUACAUACAUUUUCGAAAAGCUGCAACAAUGGUUGAGUUUUCCCCACUACCGGUGCUCUUCGUUUCCAGCGUGCUCUACACAAUCUCAGCGUUCGACGCCGAGGGCGGCGAUGGCAACGGGACCAAGGCCUGGGCUAUCUUCUGCGGCCUCAUCUCCUCCUUUGUCAGCGGAAUCCUGGCAUUCUUGCAGGCACGGGGUAAGGGAGACAUGAUCCACAAGUUCCAGAAGUUCAUCGCUCUCUUUUUCUUCCUCUGGUGGACUCUCGGAGCCGGCAUCGGGACGUUCAAGGGGCCCUUUACGAUCUCAGGAAACGGUUACUUCGCGGGUUGGAUCGCCUUCGCGGCCUCCCUCAAGUACGCCUACGGCACCAACGAAGCCGUCAGGGGCUUCGCCGACCGCGCCGCUGACGCAAUGAAGGAGCACCAACCGACGGACCCGGACGGGGGCUUCGACCCGCAAGACCAGGCGGAGGCAUACGCUUAAGUCCAAAGCAGCAGCAGCCGCGAGAUGUUGGAAGUAGCUAUGAUGGGAAAAAUGGACAACGGCCAGCAUCGAAACGACGACUUGAGAAGCAGAGACAUGGCAACAAAUCGACAACCUGGAGCGAGCUCGUUGGCAAGGAAUAGCUGAGAGUUGGUCGGGAAGCGGGCAGCUAUUCGGUGUCCAAUAAGCUGACGCGUGGGGCGGGAUUAUUGAUUGAUGUUGCGCGCAAAAAGAAGCAGAUGUCGCUCGCGAGCCACACCGGGAGCUUCCGCGCACCAGUCAGGAAAACAAGCGUGGGGCUGAGGCCCACAAGCACGUGGUGUACGGCCGUUGUUGUUGUCGUAUAUUUCUCUGCUGUUGGUUUGUGUUCAUGUGUUUGUCUUAGUGUACAUCGAGACAUCCAGUGCGGUGUGGUGAAUACAUGCGCAUACGUCGAGGGGAACGCAUACGUCGAGGGGACGUCAAGAGCUUUGGCUCGCUGGUGGGCAGGUUUGCAAGGCCCAAGCACCGCGCGAUAAGCAAGGUGAUGGGUAUAGGGGAUAGGCAGCAGCAGCAUAGCAGUGAUAGCACUUGGAGUAGAUGGGUGGCACGCGGAGGACGUGGAAGGGGAGGAAAUGAGCGGUCGUCCCUUGCGGAAUGAUAACAGGUGGGGUCGGACGAGUGCCGCUCAGAACGUGUCCUUCACGCUCAAAACUCUUUUAAUCUUUCAAGCAGCUGGUGGCUUGUUCGAUGAAACAAUUAUCCAUUCGUGGAAACAAACAAUUGUUGACUUGAUGCCAUCAACCACUCACGUCAGCCCCCACGAUACGCGUUGGUUGCCUGAGAGAGAUACGUCAAAUGAGGCAUGGAAAAGGGGCACAAAAAUUCAUGACGCACACGAAACAGGCAGAAAUGCUCAUCAAACGCUUUC